AUGGCACUUCUUUUUAAGCUUUCGAUGCUUGCGGCGACAGCUGCCGCGCUGCCGGCGUUUCCACCUUCGUGGGGAUCCCCGCCUGAAAUCAUGACGAUGGACUAUGGCCCGUUGGCUGGGGGCUAUGGUCACGGAUCCAGCUCAUUGUCGACAUGGAUCUACCAGAACAUGCAAGAGGACAUCUCUGCCGGCCGGCCACAGUACCCCCCAGACUUCGGCCCACCGCCGAAGGCGCAGACUCGGGACCUGCGGCCCCUGCCUUUCGGCUACGGCUUCGGCUCUGGGACCAUGGCGAAGUGGCUGACCAAGAAAGCCAAGGAGGUCUACGAUGAGACACCGGAGGAUUUCGAGGGCAUCGCAUCUGCUUUAGAGACAGCACCAGGUGGCCGUCGAGAUCUGAGACCGAUGGAAGUGAUGAUGUGA
This is a messenger RNA of Symbiodinium sp. CCMP2456, 423 nucleotides long. The record is from the annotation of a GenBank genome assembly. Lineage: Eukaryota; Dinophyceae; Suessiales; Symbiodiniaceae.